Suhomyces tanzawaensis NRRL Y-17324 is the source of this 1831-nucleotide messenger RNA. RefSeq names its product asparagine--tRNA ligase. Gene Ontology annotation, molecular function: asparagine-tRNA ligase activity; ATP binding; nucleic acid binding. Lineage: Eukaryota; Fungi; Ascomycota; Pichiomycetes; Serinales; Debaryomycetaceae. The record is from RefSeq and is a predicted model, not a curated record. Gene Ontology annotation, cellular component: mitochondrion. The coding region runs from base 150 to 1592 and encodes 480 amino acids. The transcript has a single exon. Gene Ontology annotation, biological process: asparaginyl-tRNA aminoacylation.
UAUGGAUUUUGUAGCCUGGACUCUUCCAGGACCUCUACGCUCUUGUGAAGUUGUAGUGCCAGCAUUCUGCUCUGGCUGGUAGUGUUACCAGUUGCACCAUUUUCGCACCUCAAAUAUCGCCAAUUGACCGCCAAAUCAAUCAACCCAUCAUGUUACGAAGUCUCCACACGGCUGCGCGUACAAACUUGGCCCCUACUAUCAAGCACCUUCUUGAGAAUCCACCAACGGCUUCGUCUCUUCUUACGUGCAAUGGACACAUCAAAUCGAUAAGACACUCCAAGAAUGCCGGGUUCAUCGACCUUUCGGACGGUUCGAACCAACACAGCUUGAGUGUCGUGUUCAAGAGCCCGUUGGACGUUUUGGCAGCACACCAGCUCAAGGUUGGCCAGAGCAUUUCGGUCAAAGGCAGUUGGAUCGAAUCCAAAGGAUCGCAGGACUAUGAGUUGGUCUUCAACCCACUGGAGCCCGACCAUGCCAUCUCGAUCAUUGGUGAUGUGGGCGAGGACUACCCGAUCCAGAAGAAGCUGAGUACUUUCCAACAUCUUCGUAACUUUCCCACAUUCAGACACAGAACAGCGACGUUAGGAUCCAUGCUUCGGUUCAGAUCAGUGGUGGAAUCCAAACUCAUGGACUUCUUCAACAGCCAAGACUUCACCAAAGUAGUACCACCAUUAAUCACAAGCUCUGAUUGUGAAGGUGCCGGUGAACAAUUCAAAGUUGAGUCGCUAACCAAUUCUGGAAAAGGAGAUUCCGAGGAAAACUACUUCUUCGGAAAACCCUCUUAUCUCACAGUCUCGACCCAAUUACAUCUCGAAGUGUUGGCAUUAUCCUUAAACAGAGCAUGGACUCUUACACCGUGCUUCAGAGCAGAGGUCUCUAACACUAAUCGUCAUCUCAGUGAAUUUUGGAUGCUUGAGGCCGAAAUGUGCUACGUAGAUGACGUUCACCAGCUUACUGCCUUUUCUGAAAAAUUGGUAAAGUACAUUACCAAUGAGCUUAGAAAUGGAGCUGGUGAGGAUUUGUUAAAUUCUAGAUUUAGCAGAGAAGAUGUGAAAAUUAUCAAAGCUAGAUGGGACUCGAUAUUGGAUAAAGAGUGGCCAACGAUUACCUACACUGAAGCCAUUGAAAUCAUCAACAGGGUAAUGAACAAAGGUAGACUGAAAAAUAGAUUACAAUGGGGUGAUUCUAUCCAAACUCCUCACGAAAAAUGGUUAGCUGGUGUUCAUUUCAACUCCCCCGUUUUUAUCACUGAUUAUCCAGCAUCUGAGAAACCUUUCUACAUGCCGAAGUCAAAGAACUAUGAAUCAGAAAGACCAACAGUAGCAUGUUACGAUUUGAUUCUCCCAGAAAUCGGAGAACUUAUUGGUGGAUCUGUUAGGGAGCAUCGCUACGACGAGUUGCUUGCAGAGAUGAAGGCUAGGGGAAUGAACCAUGAGGAUAUGGAAUGGUACCUUUCCACUAGAGCUCACGGAUCAGUUCCUCAUGGAGGUUUCGGUUUGGGUUUCGAACGUUUGUUGGCGUACUUAGGAGGUAUGGAGAACAUCAAAGAUGUGAUUCCAUUUCCACGGGUUCCACAAUCUUGUAGUUGUUAGUUAAACUACGAUGGGCCCCACAGUAGUUGCUGCAAACAGUUGCAUUCGAGAUGGAUGACACCUACAAAAAAGUGAAAUAACACCACCGGGCUGAACUUUUCCAUGUUCCCAAACCCGUUAUUGUUCACAACAACCCACAGGUUCUUUCGACCCUUGUUAGAAGCUAAGCGCUUCUGUCCCAAAAUUUGCCAUCGCAGAGUUGAUUUAUCCUCGCACUGGUCCAAAAUUUCACACCUUAC